This is a messenger RNA of Fundulus heteroclitus (mummichog), 1021 nucleotides long. It is a transcript of the gene lrrc18b, whose product is annotated as leucine rich repeat containing 18b. The record is from RefSeq and is a predicted model, not a curated record. The coding region runs from base 275 to 982 and encodes 235 amino acids. The transcript is spliced from 3 exons. Gene Ontology annotation, molecular function: protein binding. NCBI's taxonomy places the organism in Eukaryota, Metazoa, Chordata, Actinopteri, Cyprinodontiformes, Fundulidae.
GAGACUCCCGAAGGAACAAACCGUCCCCCCCGCGGCCGUUGGAUGGUCAGGGUUGUAAAGUCUGUCCACAUGAAACAAAAGUUGCCGGGGAACGGAUGAAAACAAACGGCAUGUCUGGCCGAGUCGUUCCAGGCUGCGCUGACACUAACAACAGCUUGGAUUUUCACUCUGGUGGUCAUUUUUUAACAAGAAAACCCAUUUUUCAGCCGGCGGGAUUUCUUUCAUGCUUUGUGACGCCUUCGGUGUAAACAUCAGGUGACGUUGAUCCUGCAGGAUGCCAACAGGAAAGAAAGGCCAGAAAAAGGCCCAAACGCUCACCCUGAGAGCGGUUCAGAACUGCGUGGACUUGACGCUGGACGGGAGACGAAGGCUGGACCUCAGUCUCAAAGGCAUCGCCGCGGUGCCAAAGUGCGUCCUGAAGCUGUCUGAUGUGAACGAGCUGGACCUGAGCAGGAACCUUCUGACAAAGAUCCCAGGUUUCAUUGAACAUUUUGAGAGCAUCACAGUGUUGGAUCUGCACAGCAAUUAUUUGGAUGAACUCCCUGUGGAAAUCGGACGCCUCCAGGCCCUGAAGGUCUUGAACCUGUGUAACAACCGUUUGACAAGCCUUCCCAGUGAGCUGGGCCUGCUGUUUGACCUGCACAUACUGAACCUGGGGCUCAACCAGCUCGACGCUCUCCCCGGCACCAUCGGAAACCUGAAGGAGCUCCGGCACCUCGGCCUCUCCGACAACCGCUUUACGUGCGUCCCCAGUUGCAUUGGGAGGCUAAAGCAGCUGGAGAGGCUCAACAUGGAAAGGAACCCUCUAACCCUGCAGGCAGCUGGCGGCAACGUGGCUGCGGCAGGACAGAGGUUUUACGUGGUCGAAGGGCGCCUCCUGUGUGACAACUGCCUGGAUAAGUGUCGAACUCAGAGGGAGAAGAUGGAAAAAAUAGAACAGUUAUGGAACGAGCAAAAGCCAGGGAUGAAGAAGUUUGGUUAACUUUAAAAACACAUUCAUGCAACACAUACAUGGUUAAUG